Molecule: messenger RNA, 2626 nt
Organism: Temnothorax curvispinosus
Lineage: Eukaryota; Metazoa; Arthropoda; Insecta; Hymenoptera; Formicidae
Product: fatty-acid amide hydrolase 2-A
Exons: 13
Coding region: 576-2168 (530 amino acids)
Source: RefSeq, a predicted model, not a curated record
CGCACUUCGUUGCUGUUUUCAAUGGCGAACCGUGCGCGGGAUACGACCUAAAACCUCGAGGAAGUGUCCACAAAGUAUUGCGUCAGACAUCUGUGUGAAAUUAACAUAAACGACAAUGACUAACAUUCUUCAUAAAAUUAAAAUCGUAAAAUCGGCUCUGUGUAAUGAACAGUUUCCCUCAGUGACGAUAUUUCGCGAUAUUUCACAUUGACGUUAAAUUAAGCAAUGUAUUUCACAUGUACUUCCAUUGCCUACGCUUCCAGUAAAGUUCUGUGAACAAAUGACGAGACUUUUUGCAUCACGUGUCUCCUGUAACUAAUGUAAGCGUACUGUCAAUGGGAUUGAUGGAUUAAUUAAAAACAAUCAACCGUAAUAAAUCGCAAUAACGUAAUACAACGCGUUAUGGAGUUUCCAUUGUCAUCAUUAAACAUCUUCUACAGUGAUCUCCGUUUGGUCAAUUCAAACAAUCGAAAUCUUUAAGCUGUAUGGAUUGCAUAUCAACGUGACUAAUCUCAAAACUGCGAAACUGACCCUCUCAACUUGUAGAGAAAAACGUGAUAAGCGUUAUCAGCAUUAUGGUCCAAGCGAUAAUAGUGAGAACAAUAGUGAAGUACGGCUUAUUUCUUCUCCGUUGUUUGCUCGGCCCAUUCUUCAAACUGCGAGGUUUGAGGAAGAGACGGCGAUGCCCGCCGAUCGAGGAUCGAAUUUUGCUGCUGUCGGCGACUGAAAUUGCGCGGAAAAUCCGCAAAAAAGAGAUCAGUUCCGAGAAAGUGAUUAUCGCAUACGUGAAGCGAUGCAAGGAGGUGAAUCCAUCGAUCAACGCUAUCGUAGAAGAUCGUUUCGAUGUGGCGAUUCAAGAGGCACGUGAAAUUGACAAAUUUCUGCAGUCAACAACUAUAGACGAGGCGAAAAUCGCGAGCGAGAGACCGCUGCUCGGGCUACCUGUGACGAUUAAAGAAAGUAUCGCUGUUCAAGGGAUGAGUCAUACCGUGGCGAUGAAAGAUACUCCCUCGAGGGCGACAAAAGACGCCGAUGUUGUAGCGAGGAUCCGCGAGGCUGGUGGAAUUCCUCUUCUCGUCAGCAACACUCCGGAAUUGUGCAUGUGGUGGCACACCUCCAACAAAAUAACUGGCACCACUAGGAAUCCUUACGAUACACGGAGGACUGCGGGUGGCUCUUCCGGUGGCGAGGCUGCUCUUGUCGGUUCUGGCGCCUCGAUCUUGAGCUUGGUUUCGGAUAUUGGUGGAUCGGCCAGGCUGCCGGCAAUGUUUUGCGGCGUUUUUGGCCAUAAACCCACACCAAACUGGAUAUCAGUAGAAGGUCACAAACCUAGUGCAAAUGAUAAAAAUUGGCCUUCAUUUUUCGCGAUCGGUUCAAUGGUUAGAUAUGCCACGGAUCUGCCUCUCUUGUUAUCAGUAAUGUCGCAAUCGGAUGAAGCUAGAAAUACCUUUAACAAAAAGGUAUGCCUAAAGGACAUAAAGUUUUUUUACAUGGAUGAUUACGGCCCGGUCCCAAGUUCUUUGACAACUGACGUGAAAGAUGCAAUUUGCAAACUGAUGAGGCACCUCGAAGACACUAGUCAUGUCCAAGUGCAAAAAACAAAUUUGGAAGAUAUGAAACAGUCUUUUGAAUUAGGCUUGAUCAUUCUUUUCAAGAUCAGUGAUGUAUAUUCGAUGUUUAAUCGAUGGGAUGAUCCUAAGAAAUCGAAGAGGGUGCUCACAGAAGCACUAAAGUUUAUUUUCUUCAUGUCGUCGCACACUUUUCCCGCUAUUUGUUAUGGGAUAGGCAAGAGCAUUGUUGAAAGAACAUCGGUCUCCAAUCAUAAAAAAAUGAUGGAGAUAAGGAUGCGAUUGAAAAAGCAAUUUGAGGAGUUACUGGGUGAUAACGGCGUUUUAAUUUGCCCAUCUUUUACCUCGUCGGCGCAUUAUCCUCACGAGUGUGCAUACAACAUAUCCAAUUACACUUACAUGAUAAUCUUCAACGUGCUGGGAUUUCCGGUUACACAGUGUCCGCUUGGUCUCGACAAAAACCAACUACCGAUUGGAGUUCAAAUUGUCGCAAAUCCGGGUUGUGACCAUUUGACGAUUGCCGUUGCGCAAGAAAUCGAAAGGACGUUUGGCGGCUGGCAAGAACCACAAGACCGAGAAUUCGUCUGCGACGUAGCAUAACUUUACGGUGGCACCGUCGAUCUCCGCCUCCAACUGAAGUCGCGAUCUGGCAUAAUUUUCAAAAGAUAAAAAAUUAAACUUACGACAUAGAAAUAUUUUCAAGAGGCAAAGUGAGGCAAAACAUAACAAAGAAGGAACUUUAAAUUCAAUUUGCGUGGUAUCAUAUUUUUAACAUGUUUUUCAGCUAAUGUAAUCCGAGAGAGAGAGUCUCAUCUGGAGUCGUAUUUAUCUCAAACUUUCCACGCAACAUUAAUUUCUGAAUUAUUUACACUCGAACGACAUGACAGAAUUUUCGAGGUACUCUAAUGGAAAGUUUUCACCGACCGCCGCCGAUUUGACGCGAUACUUUUACGUGACUUUAUACAUUGUAUUGGAAACCAUAUUUACACGUAGAAUGGUAUUUUUAUAUAUAUCUUUGUGGUGUUUUAGUAGAUAAUAAAUUAAUGCGUCUACUAUAA